AGGCCCAUUCAGAAACAGGCUUCUAAUGGGCCAAAAAUUGUUUGAGCCAGGCCGUAUAAAACCGGGGCCCAUGGGUCGUAAAUUUUGAUCGUCUUCCUUAUCUAGAUCUCCGGGAGAUGCGCAGCCGAGUCGAACGACAGAGAGAGCUCGGCAGCAAUGGCGUCCUCAGCAGUUUCGUCCACUCUAUUUUGUUCUCCAAUUUGCUGCAAAUCACUGUCGAAAUCCCACUCUUCACCAUCUCUGGCAUUAUGUGGGCGGUUCCCGGCCAAUGCGACGGCGAUUGUCACACGUGGGAGAGGGAGCGAGAGCGCGCCGACGGUGAAGGCGCAAACUUUUGAUUUCUCCGGCUCGUUUUAUCAAGGUGUAGGAAUGGGUUCCGAAGAAGAACCACCGUCGUCGUCGGGAGGCACCGCGACGGCGGUGGAGGAGAAAGAGGCCCCUCCCUGCCCACCUGGGCUACGCCAGUACGAGACCAUGGCGGUCCUGAGGCCGGAUAUGUCCGAAGAUGACCGGCUUACUCUUACCCAAAAGUACGAGGAGCAGUUGCUAGUUGCUGGGGGUGGGAUGUAUGUGGAGGUAUUCAACAGAGGGGUGAUUCCACUAGCCUACAGCAUCAGGAAGAAGAACAAAGCCGGGGAGACCAACACGUACUUGGAUGGCAUCUACCUCCUCUUCACUUACUUCACAAAACCAGAUUCCAUGACUGCUCUUGAGUCGAUAUUGCAGGCCGAUGAUGAUGUGAUCCGAUCGAGCAGUUUCAAAUUCAGGAAGAGAAGGUACUAAGAGAUUUAUACUGUAUCCAGUUUCAUUCCCUCUCGCUCGCGGCACACUCUAUAAAGAAGUUAUGAGAGCAAGGGAUGCAGUCUAGUGAUCUCGCACUUUGUAUUCCUUCAAAUUUGAUUUGAUUUUUUCUGUCAUGUAAGCAAAUCCAAUCAACGACUUCUGAAACAUCAUCUGGUACUUCGAGUCGAUGACCCUAACGUUGUUGGUGUGGAUGGAUGUGAUCUAUGUACAAAUUUCAGAACCCUAUUAUUGUUACUCCUUUGGCUUGUGCCACCCCAAAUAUGCAGUCAGAAAAGGAACUUCAGCCAGUGAAAGCAAGGAACUGCUCUUAGCUGGUCCUGUUACUUGGGUCUCUGCACAGGCUGGUGGAGAGGAAUCUGGUUCUAGAUAAAGGCAAUAAGCAGGGUUGAUAUUCUACACUCCAUUGUUUCAUUCAUCUAAUUUCAGUCAGUUUAUGGAUAAGCAUGCAGAUAUGAUCUUUGCUUGAAUAGAACUAAAGCUAUCAUUUCUAAGUCAUACUUUUCACCAACAGAGAAAGCAAAGGGCAACAAAGUUUGGACCUGUUUAUCUAGUAUGUAAAGGCGAUGGCUUUAGUCAUGAAACAAUCAUUUCCCAGGCCAAUAAACAGAAGGGGCAUAAAGGAAAGAAGCAAGUAGAAGAGAGAAUAUAUUUCUAUACAUAGCAACCACUCAGAGGUAGGGGAUUUUACAAAGGGACGAUGGUGGUAGCUGCACUUUUGGGACUAAUAAAAGUUUGUUUUUAAGAUUAGAAGGGAAAAGGGAAGAGAUGAUUCCAAAUCGUAACAGAAGCAGACAUAUAGUGGAAACUGCUUCAGAUCUUAUCUCGUAGAAUUGAUAUGCCCACUUUGUGUGAGUGUGCUUGGAAGGGAAGGAAGGCUGUCUUUCCUGAUCCACCCACUAACACAAGUGAGAUUUCCCCCCUAGUGAAAUUGAAAGGUGACAUCCCCCAACAGCAACAUUCAAACUUGUUUCCAGAAAAGAAAGAUGCUACUUUCUCAAAAAAAAAGUAGGCUCAUAUAA
Molecule: messenger RNA, 1823 nt
Organism: Linum tenue
Lineage: Eukaryota; Viridiplantae; Streptophyta; Magnoliopsida; Malpighiales; Linaceae
Source: the annotation of a GenBank genome assembly